AUGUUGACGUUCGAACCAAUCAGUCGAAUAGCUGUUGUCAAAUGUUUGGGACCACGUUUAGUUUUGUUCUUUAAAACAUUUGCUUUAUUCUAUGUUCUUUAUCCGAAAUAUGAGUCGACUGUGGGUUAUUGUGUUUUUAAAUGCGCACCUAUUUUAUCACUUGUUGCGUUUGUUUAUAUGUAUGGGGUUAAGAUACCAAACAAUCAAGCCUAUUCUUUAAAAAUUUUCCUUGGUCUUCUAUUCUCUUGUCUAGGCGAUGCAUUUUUGGUAUGGCCUAGUCUUCUUAUUCCUGGCAUGGCUAUGUUUGCCAUUACACAUAUAUUAUACAUUUACGCAUUUGGUUUUCAACGUUUAAAACUAUCUAUAUUGUUCAUUUUACUGCCAAUACUUCUCUGUGUAUGUGUUUCUGUAAAAGAAGGACUAGACGGUAUCAAUACACUUGUUAUUCCAGCUUAUGGAUUAAUAUUAGUAAUUAUGGUAUGGCGUGCAUUAGCCCAAUUAACUAAACAUGAAUAUUCUAUACCAUGGACAUGUAUAGCUUCUGCCGUUGGUGGAUUACUAUUUGGUGUAUCUGAUACUAUAUUGGGAAUUUGUUUAUUCUCUAGUGAUAUAUCGUCAUUUAAAUGUAAUUUAAUUUUACCAACGUAUUAUGCUGGUCAGUUGUUGAUUUCUGUAUCUGUUGUUGAUAGUCAUUUAACAUCAAUAAAAACGAGUCCAUAUCAUGAAGAUAAAAAGCAGUUGUAG
Molecule: messenger RNA, 744 nt
Organism: Schistosoma mattheei
Lineage: Eukaryota; Metazoa; Platyhelminthes; Trematoda; Strigeidida; Schistosomatidae
Source: the annotation of a GenBank genome assembly